GUGUGUGUGAGAGAGAGAGAGAGAGCAGACACACACACACACACAGGAGAAACCAGGAGCCAUGUUGGCCCUGAUGGCUGCCGGCUCCGUCUUCUUCCCUGGGCUCUUCGUGCUGUCCAAAGAGACUCUGAAACACCUGAUGAGAUGGAGCGAAGGGGACGCUGCUGUUGUGUCUACACGUCUGGUGUCGUCCAUCCAAGCCAUCAUGGCCUCAUCAGCCGGAUGCAUCAUCGCCUCUUCCUGCAGGGACAUCAUGGAGGACAGACAUUGGCUGACAGACGCCUACAUCCUGUUUGCCACGCCUUACUUUGCCUACGACAUCUACGCCAUGUUCCUGUGUUACCGGCACAGGCUGCAGGUCAAAGGUCACGAGGAGGAGGAGGAGGGCGGGGUCAGCUCGACGGGAGCCGCCGUGGUGGGUUACCUGCGCAGAGAGUCGCUCAUGGUGCUGCAUCACGUUUUCGUCGUCGCCUUCUGCUUCCCCGCCUCUCUGCUGUGGAGACAGGGUAAAGGAGAUUUCUUCCAAGGCGUUUUGUUUCUGGCUGAGCUCAGCACGCCGUUCGUCUGUCUGGGGAAAGUCCUGAUUCAGUACCAGAAGCAGCACACUCUGCUGCACAAAGUCAACGGAGGCCUGAUGCUGCUCACCUUCUUCGGCUGUCGGGUCUUACUCUUCCCCUACCUGUACUACGCCUACAGCAGGUACGCGUCGAUCCCGGUGCACGCGGUGCCCCUGGUGGCCCCGUGGCAGUGUAACCUGGGGGCCGCCCUGCUCUGGCCCCUCCAGCUCUACUGGUUCACGCUGAUCUGCCGAGGAGCUCUCCGCCACAUCACCGCACGACGUUUUAAAGCCGGUUGUGACGGCUGCGGGAAGACCGGAAGUGGCUUCAAAGAAAGAGGAGCGGACAGGUGACUGACGCUGCAGAGGUUCGGUUCACCACAGACCAAAACAAAGGACGGACGCUUGUCCUCAUUGAAGGCAAAACUCAGAGGGUCUGAAGGGAGGCGACAGUCCGAGAAAGACUGACUCAUGGCUGACGAGAAGAGAGCGGCUGGUUCUGAUCAGGGUGAUCGAUCCCGAGCGAGUUUGAUCAGGUGGAGCGGCAGGGUGGGAUUUCAGUCGUCUUUGACUGAUUUACGUUGUGUUUUUUAAUUUUAACUAUUCACUCAUUUGUGGCUAAUUAGUUAAUGAUUUUCUUUAUAUUUCCCAUUAAAUAAUAAAUAACUUUAAUUUGGUCUGUUUAUUUACGAUUAUUAAAUUAACUAGUAAUGAAAUGUAUUAAUGGCAGUUUUUAUUGUUCAGUAAGUCAUUAAUUAAUAUUUCUGUGACACGUCUCAGCUAAAUAAAAUCACGCCAAUGUGAUCACAGAAAUGUAAAUGUAAAAAUCAACAUAUUUUCAAAGUGGAAUCUGAACACAACGUCGACUCUUUCGAUUGGUUCAGCUGAUUAACUCAAAUUAUAAGCAGUAAUCAUCUCAGGCCUGCAGGUUCCUCAAGAUGACAACAGUUAUGUGUUGUUGUU
Molecule: messenger RNA, 1519 nt
Organism: Scatophagus argus
Lineage: Eukaryota; Metazoa; Chordata; Actinopteri; Scatophagidae
Product: ceramide synthase-like
Exons: 6
Coding region: 62-910 (282 amino acids)
Biological process (GO): ceramide biosynthetic process; lipid homeostasis
Cellular component (GO): endoplasmic reticulum; membrane
Molecular function (GO): sphingosine N-acyltransferase activity
Source: RefSeq, a predicted model, not a curated record